ACAGACGAAGUCUCGCGUUCUCUACGGUGGCGGCCGGUAUUGCAUCAAAAUUUGACAUUUGAAAGUAGAUAUUUUUCGUUAAGAAAAUGGAUAAAAAAAUAGAAAGUGAAGUGGGUGACCGUGAUCCUGAAACAAUUACAGAACUGAACUUAGAUGAAUGUCCAAGUCCAUGCAAAUUAAGUCUUCUCCGGAACUUUGUUAAUUUGGAAUCUUUAAGCAUUAAAAACUCUGGCAUUACAGGUUUAAGAGGUUUUCCAAAGUUUGCAAAAUUGAAAAAAUUGGAUCUCAGUUCAAACAACAUUGCAAAUACUCUGUUUUUUUUACAUGGUUGUUCACAGUUGACAUAUUUAAAUUUAAGUGGCAAUAAAUUUAGAGAUCCUGCAGCUUUUAAACCUUUAGGCAAAUUGAAAAAUCUGCAAUCUUUGAUACUUGUGAAUUGUGAGGCUACUCAGAAACCAAACUACAGGAAAAAGAUUUUCAAAUAUGUGAGUUCAUUGCUGGAUCUUGAUGGUGAAGAUAAGAAAAAAGAAGACGAAGAACCAUUUGAAGAAGUCAUGGAAGUAGAUGGAGAGGAGAAUGCAACAAAGAAAAGAAAAAAGGAAGAGAAAGAUGCAUCUCCAAGAAAAAAGAGAAGAAGUGCAAUAAUGCAGCCAAAAAAUCCAUUGAUGCAAUUGAAUGAACUAAAACCUGGAUUAAUUUAUACAGUUGAUGCUCAAUCAGGACCCGCACAUAACCCAGAAUUUGUUGCAACCGUUGAGGUGAAUGGGCAGAAGUUUACUGGUCGUGGCAAUUCAAAGCAAAAUGCAAAACAUGCGGCUGCUCAAGCUGCUUUAGCCUCAUUUGUGCAAUUUCGUAAUACACCGCAGGCAGUUGCUGCCAUGAGUUGGUCUCAUAGUUCAUCAGAUUUCACAGCAGAUAACUGCGAAAAUGAAAAUUUCAAUUCCAAUAAAUUUGAAGUGCGAAAGAACGGAGCCGGGAACGAUAUUUGCAUCUCAACUGGAGUGGUUGUCAAGAAACCUCUUAAAAUAUUAACUGAGGCUGACAAGAAGAAUCCUGUUAUGCUUUUGAAUGAAAUUCAUCCAGGAUUAUCAUAUGAAUUGGCUGAAGAGAACUCAUCGGUGCCUAGCCAGAGAUUUCGCAUGACUGUAAAGGUAGGGGAAAAGGAAUACGAAGGUACUGGGCAAAAUAAAAAAUUGGCAAAAGCAUCUGUUGCAAGAGCUGUAUUAGCAUCUUUAUAUAAUGUCACUUAUCAAUUGUACCCAACAGCCUUAUUACCAGAUGAUCCUUCUGCGGCUGAACUUUUCAAUUUUCCUCAAGCCAUUGCUGACAAAAUUCAAAAAGCUCUGAUGACCACAUUUAAUGAGGUGAUGACUGGGAACCCAGAUAAUGCUAAGUGGAAAGUAAUCGCUGGAAUAGCCAUGACGAAAGACGAAGCAAUGGAGGAAAUUCAGUUGAUUGGAUUUGGGACGGGAACAAAAUGUGUUAAUGGAGAACAUAUUAGUAUGGUCGGUGCAAAUCUUAACGACUGCCAUGCCGAAAUCAUAUCUCGCAGGUGUUUUAAAGAUUUCUUGUACACGAAUUUGGAACUACAUUUGGAAGGGGAAGGUGAUCAGUCCAUAUUUAUUAAGAGUGAGCAGGGUGGUUUUCGACUGAAGCCUAAUAUAAAGUUUCAUUUGUACAUUAGUACUGCCCCAUGUGGUGAUGCAAGAAUCUUUUCUCCCCAUGAAGAAGAAGCAAUUGACGCCGAUCGGCAUCCCAAUCGAAAUUCACGUGGUGUUUUGCGCACCAAAAUAGAAUCUGGAGAAGGAACUAUUCCUGUGAAACCCGGUACUUCCAUUCAAACAUGGGAUGGCAUAAUGCCAGGACAAGAAAGACUUCUUACCAUGUCUUGUUCAGACAAGAUUGCUUCUUGGGCCGUUCUUGGACUGCAAGGAGCUUUGCUUAGUCAUUUUAUAGAACCCAUAUACCUUCAUAGCAUUGUUCUAGGUGGUCUGUUUCAUCCUAGUCACAUGCGACGUGCAUUAUUUGCUCGAUUUGAGGGAAGCUUAAAAGACUUGCCUCCGAGAUAUCAUUUGCACAAGCCAAAGAUGUCGAGUACCACAAGUCCUGAAUUGAGGCACCUUGUGAAGUCCCCAAAUUUCAGCGUAAACUGGACAUCUGGUUUGGGGCGAGCCGAAGUCAUUAAUGCUACAACAGGCAAGCAAGAAAAUGGUCAGAUGUCACGCUUAUGUAAAAGGGCAUACUUCCAACGUUUCAUGAAUAUUUACGAUCGUUUAAGCCACGUAGGAAAUUAUGUAGUGCCAUCACUGACUAUUUAUUCUGCUUAUAAAAAGUCUGUGAAAGAUUAUGAAGCGGCUAAAAAAGCAUUUAUAGACUCUUUUGAAACUGCUGGACUGGGCAAAUGGGUGAAAAAACCAGCUGAACAAAAUGAAUUUGAACUUACUUUCUAAAUCAAAUUUAAUUUGCAUUGAGGUGUAUUUAAAUUAUCAAAGGUCCUGAAUCGUUUAUGUUUCAGUACAAUUUUUUAUUGUAUAAUUUUAUUUCAUUUUUCAUCUCAUGUUACAACACCCCUUUAGAUGUAAAAGGUAACGGCUAAUAAAUCAUAUUAGGCCAACAGAAAAAUUUAUUGUUU
Messenger RNA from Uloborus diversus, 2632 nucleotides. It is a transcript of the gene Adar, whose product is annotated as double-stranded RNA-specific editase Adar-like. The record is from RefSeq and is a predicted model, not a curated record. Gene Ontology annotation, molecular function: double-stranded RNA binding; double-stranded RNA adenosine deaminase activity; tRNA-specific adenosine deaminase activity. Gene Ontology annotation, cellular component: nucleolus; cytoplasm. The coding region runs from base 87 to 2450 and encodes 787 amino acids. NCBI's taxonomy places the organism in Eukaryota, Metazoa, Arthropoda, Arachnida, Araneae, Uloboridae. The transcript has 5 exons. Gene Ontology annotation, biological process: adenosine to inosine editing; RNA processing.